AUGAUGUCACAUCCCUCGUGAGCCCUACAGUCACCCAAGGAUCAUCCUCCGCCGCCGUCAACGAUCUCGAUCUCCGGCGCCUCUUGAAUGCAGAUGCAGGGGCAGGGCCAGCCAAGUGACAUGGAAAGAAGAGAAGGGGGUUGCUAAUGCUAGCUGUACCCUACUAACAUAAGCAAAGCUGUGGUGGUUGCUUAAUUUGGUAGCCAGCUAAUAAAUCCCUCUCUCUCUCUCUUUCCCUUCUCUUCGAUAUAUACCAGCCAAGAAGAAAAAAGGACAAGAAAAGAUGAAAGCUCUUUCAGCGGCUUCUGGGUUCCUGGAGGAAUGCAUUGGGUGCGAGAGCUGUCUGGAUCUCAACACUCAUACCCAAGACCAUCUGCUUCAUCUCUUCCAGGCACCAGCAGCUCCAUCGAAUUGUGAUAUGGAUAAUCAUGCUGCGGAUAAGGAAGAGGAGAGAGCACAUGAUCAUAGCAGCGAUGACGUCAUUGACAGCCGCUGGAGUGCGAUGAAGGAGAAGAAGGCAUGGAAUUGGAAGGAGUAUCCGCCGCCAAUACCGUUGCUGGAAAGGAGGGACAAGUUGGCGUCAUGGGUGCUAAAGAGGCACUACACAAGCGACGGGAGGCUGGUUCUGACCGAGGACAAAGCGUGUACGUGGGGGCAACACCACUACUUUAGGGCACACAGAAGCAAGGGUCGCCUCACUCUCACUCUCCAC
Messenger RNA from Linum tenue, 712 nucleotides. NCBI's taxonomy places the organism in Eukaryota, Viridiplantae, Streptophyta, Magnoliopsida, Malpighiales, Linaceae. The record is from the annotation of a GenBank genome assembly.